ACAGCCCAUAGUGGUCAAUCCGCUCCGCAGCCCGCUUCUCUGUCAAACCAGUCAUAGUAUUCUAAGCAUAAUUGCGUACUAUGUUCUUCCCACAGCACUACACCUCUACCAUCCCACUUUACGGUGGUCGCUGAAAUUCGCUACUCUUUGACACGUCUCGAGUAACUGUGACUCUUUACGUGACCGCCGGUUUUCUGUAUGUGGGCUAGACGCUUGUGGUCUUAGCCGCACCCGGACAUUUCACAGCGUCUGUUGAUCGCUUGAAGCCCAUGUGCUUGUACAGAUUUCGCCGAAACUCUUUCCAGGAGUUAUUUUCCCAGCUUCGUUGACCAUUGAAUCUUCUUACGGUCGUCCGGUCCUUGCUUCAUCCAUCUUGCUUAAAUUAAGCUUGGCUAGCAGGGGCAAUGAACCUCAAACGAGUCAUUAUAGAUUAAAGCGAGGAUGACGUCGAGGCAAGAGCCAUCGAUCGCGACUACUCGCCUUCAAAUAGCAACCGUACGAUCUAGUGAAAGAAGAGACGUUUGACGGUUAAGAUGGCGAAGGUGUAUCAAGCCUGGAAGGGCGACAACAUCUUCUUGUGCUACGGCCGUUACAUCUUUGGCCCGGAUUUCCGCUCGCUGGUGCUCUCAUUCCUGCUCAUCCUCAUACCGGGGAUACUCUUCUGCGUCUUCGUGGCCGCCCAACUCGAUGGGAAGCUUCCAGGAGGCAUCGCGGUGCUGCCAGUUGCAAUAUGCUACAUUGCAUGGAAUCUGUUCAUCCUCCUCUUUACAGCGUGCAGGGACCCCGGGAUUGUGCCUCGGAAUCUAGUGCCGCCUGACCCCGACCCUGACAUGCUGGAGGCGAUGCGCUUGCAGGGCGCGGGCGUGGGGGGAGGUUCAGUCUGCCCAGGACCAGGGAUGUGGAGAUCAACGGGUUCAGAGUGAAAGUCAAGUACUGCGACACGUGUCUGCUCUACAGACCCCCCCGCUGCUCGCACUGCAGCGUCUGCAACAAUUGUGUGGAGAGAUUUGACCACCACUGCCCGUGGGUGGGGCAGUGCAUAGGCAAGCGCAACUACCGCUUCUUUUACGCAUUCACCACGACCACCACGCUGCUCUGCCUGUUUGUCUUCGCCAUCUGCGCCCUCUACAUCAAGCUGCUCGUCGACAACGCCUACGAGCCCGGCGGAGAGCCCAGGACUCUGUGGCAGGCCAUGGCAAAAGCUCCGGUGGCCGUGAUUCUAAUGGCGUACACGUUUGUGGCGGUGUGGUUCGUUGGAGGGCUCACGUUUUCCACACAUUCCUCAUGGCAACCAACCAGACCACUUACGAGAAUUUCCGAAUGCGCUACAAGCGAAAGAACAACCCCUACGACCUUGGCACGCUGCGCAACUUCCAGGAAAUUCUCUGCGGCCGGAUCCCUCCAUCCAAGAUCGAUUUUCAAGCCGAGGCUCCCCAGCCUGCCAAGCCCCCUGGGGCGACUUCCACCGUCUCUGCUGCUGCUGCUGCUGCUGCUGCUGCUGCUUCAGGGGCAGCUGUUGCUUCUGCUGCUGUUACACCUGUUACCGCUGCAGACGCAGCUGCUACGGCUGCGCUGGAUGCCAGCAUGGUUACUGUUAACGGCGCUGUAACGGUUACCGGGUCUGGAUAUGGGAAAUCAGAGGUGGAUAGAAUUAAAAGUGCUGCUGCUGCUCCUGCUGCUGCUGCUCCUGCUGCUGCUCCUCCUGCUGCUGCUGCUGCUGCUGCUGCUGCUGCUGCUGCUGCUGCUGCUGCUGCUGCUGCUGCUGCUGCUGCUGAUGCUGCUGCUGCUGCCUCUGUUGGGGGUGCUGACAGUAGUGCUGCUGCUGGUGGGUGGAUCACCGAUGAGGGCGUGGGAAGCUCGUCAUCCGCGUUUGAAGCAGCGUACGCAGCCCUGCUGGCGCAAUACGCGCGGCAUGGAGCGGGUGGUGAGGAGGAGGAGGAGGAGGAGGAGGGUGCUGGGGAUGAGUGGUCCCCUCUGGAAUCAGCCCCUGCUGAACCAUCUGCUGCGUCGCUCUCUACUGCCCCUGCUCCUGCUUCAGCUCAGGCUAGCAGCGCCUUGCACUCGGACACUCACUUUCUAGGUGCUUCCUUCCCUCUAACACCUUCAUCUCCAGCAGCAGACGCUGCCGCAGCAGCAGCAGCAGUAUCACCAGCAGCAUUGUCAACAGCACCACCACAACCAGCAUCAUCACCAUCAGCAACAGCAGGGGCAGCACCAGCAUCAUCACCAGCAGCAGCAGCAGCAGCAGCAGCAGCAUCACCAGCACCAUCAGCAUCAUCACCAGCAGCAGCACCACCACCACAGGCAGAGCCAGAACCAGAACCAACAUCAUUCCCAUCACCAGCACCAUCCCCAUUACCAGCACCAUCACCAUCACCAGCAGCAUCACCUGCUCCACCUGCAGUGGCAGCAGCAGCAAGUGCAGCUGCUGCCCUACCAUGCGGCAUCCUCCUAUCAGCCUCGCAAGGAAUCACCCGACCCUCCUCCCGACCCUCCUCUCGCCAUGCCUCGCCAUCCCCAAGGCUCGGUUCUCGCCGAGCCUCCCCAUCUAGAGGCUCCAGUGGGUGUUCUCCCCUCAGGGGGGUGUUUUCUUCGCCGUCCAGCAAAAGCCUUUCUUCUGGGUAUGAGCUAGUGGAGGCUGUGGCAUUUGCUGAUGAUGAUGGUGGAUUGGGAGCUGAUAAUAUUAUUCGUAACAGUGCUCUGGGCAGAGCAGCAGAUAGGUAGGAGUUUUGUUAUAAGCGAAUGGAUAAUAUGCAUCUGAAGCUGGUUUUGUGUAGAUUGGUGUUGAGUUAGUUUCUGUAUAGAUGCUGCUUUCACUAAGCAAAAUCUGCAUU
Closterium sp. NIES-67 is the source of this 2834-nucleotide messenger RNA. The record is from the annotation of a GenBank genome assembly. Lineage: Eukaryota; Viridiplantae; Streptophyta; Zygnematophyceae; Desmidiales; Closteriaceae.